Castor canadensis (American beaver) is the source of this 1502-nucleotide messenger RNA. The record is from RefSeq and is a predicted model, not a curated record. Lineage: Eukaryota; Metazoa; Chordata; Mammalia; Rodentia; Castoridae.
CGCUUCCGGCCGGCGCGGGGUCGCCGGGCCCUGGACUCGCCGCCUCGGCCCGGGACGCCGGACGGAGGACUGGGGCGGCGCAGGGGGCGCGGCGGCCGGGCCGGAGCCCCGCGUCCUUCCCGCUCCCCGACUUGGCCGGGCUCCGCGCGGAGUUUCGGGUGACAGCUGCCCUGCUGGCUUCUGCGUGGCCAUUUAAGCCGCGUGCUUCGGGCGCUCGGCCGGGAGGAGGGGAACGGCCGAGCCCGGCCACUGCCCGCGGCGGAGGCCACGGUGCUGCCGUGGCCCGGGCAGAUUCCCCCCCGUGUCGAGAAGCGCAGCCCCAGCCUCGGGGCUGGAAAAGUUUGCACCGCUCCUCACAGCGAGCAGCAGUCCUAACCCCGCUCCUGCCGUGCGGCCCGAGGAUAAGCUGGGCUCUGCCUCCCCUUCGGUGACCCUGGAAGUGGCGAGGCCGCUGGACGGGUUGCUCUAGGUCGUAACCAGCCUUUGAAAAAGGAGAAACCAAAAUGGAAAAGUGAUUAUCCUAUGACAGAUGGACAACUGCGCAGCAAGAGGGAUGAAUUUUGGGACACUGCCCCGGCUUUUGAAGGCCGUAAAGAGAUCUGGGAUGCCUUGAAGGCUGCUGCACAUGCCUUUGAGAGCAAUGACCAUGAACUGGCACAGGCGAUCAUUGAUGGUGCAAACAUCACGCUACCGCACGGUGCGCUUACAGAGUGCUACGAUGAGCUGGGGAACAGGUACCAGCUGCCAGUCUAUUGCUUGGUCCCACCAAUCAACAUGAUAGAGGAGAAGAGUGACAUAGAGACUCUGGACAAUCCUGAGCCACCACCCAACUCGGGGUACGAAUCUCAGCUGCGUUUGCGCCUUUCCACGGGCAAAGACCUCAAGCUCGUGGUGCGCAGCACAGACACGGUAUUCCACAUGAAGAGACGGCUGCACGCGGCAGAAGGCGUGGAGCCAGGCAGUCAGCGCUGGUUCUUUUCUGGAAGACCCCUCACUGACAAGAUGAAGCUGGAGGAGCUGAAGAUACCAAAGGACUAUGUGGUACAGGUUAUAGUGAGCCAGCCUCUGCAGAACCCAACACCAGUUGAGAACUGAACUGGUCCUGUCUCUGGGUCCGGGUCCCUCUGCUCCUUUUUAUUGUUGUCAUUUCCUGUCUAUGGCGCGAAAUUUAUUUUCACUGCUCUAAAUUCCCUAUGAAUGGAUUUAGUUCUGAGGAAUUACCAGUGAAAAAUUCCAUCUGUGAUGGAGACCAACAAAAAUAAUAAAAGAGCCAGCCUUUGAGACUCAUGUAAUUACAGUCCCUAAUUUGCGAGACAGUUAAGAAAUAAUCAUUUAUUUUAAAACACUCAACAACUAUGUAACGCCUGCAUUUAAAUGAUUUGAACUGUAAAUGGAACACUGCACCAUGAAGAACAGCACCGAGCACCUUUUCAAAGCAGAAUUUUUAAAAUAUACCAAAUUAUAUAAUUUCCAGAAACUAUCAAUAACGGUUACAAAACUUA